Spizellomyces punctatus DAOM BR117 is the source of this 4862-nucleotide messenger RNA. RefSeq lists its product as uncharacterized. Gene Ontology annotation, biological process: negative regulation of transcription by RNA polymerase II. Lineage: Eukaryota; Fungi; Chytridiomycota; Chytridiomycetes; Spizellomycetales; Spizellomycetaceae. The record is from RefSeq and is a predicted model, not a curated record. The transcript has 13 exons. Bases 426 to 4523 code for a protein of 1365 amino acids. Gene Ontology annotation, molecular function: transcription corepressor activity. Gene Ontology annotation, cellular component: Sin3-type complex; chromatin.
AACCAUUUCCCCCUCCCCGCGGAACGUCCUCCAAGCGCUGACACCAGACAAAAGUCCACAGCUUCCGGUUGAAGGUUUCGUCAGCUGUAGAUAACUGAAGCUGAGAGGGACAAGGACACGUUCAUUGUUGGAUUCUCCACCUUGGGCUUGUCUCUGUGUCUUAAGUGAUCUUCAGAAAAAAACCGCAGCCUGCACGCACCCGACGGCGUUUUCGUGCACAGUUCCACAUUAUAUUCUCGUAUAAAGCUGCCCAUCUUCUCACAACUUGGAGCGAAUAGCGAGAAGUGCCUUUUGCGCUCCAGCAAACAUUCAGUCUUUCACCGCCUACAGGCCUAGCAGAGAACGCGGUGCUGUCUACGAAGCAGGAUACCUAUCCGGGAGAGCACACUGGACGCUUUCCCGUCGGUGUUUCGAAGCAUACAGUAAUGAGUAACCCAGGGGAUCACCACUGGGGACAGCAACACGCGACAGCAGCGUUGCCGAUGCCACCUACAGGCCCGCCCCAACCGCCGCAAGUACUACCGCCGCAGCAGUCACAGCAACAACCGCUAUCGGCUAGCCAGCUUCCACCAACUUUACCGCCGAUUCAACAGGCGGAUUUGGGACCACAGGCUGGUCAGAUGUCUGCUCCGCAUUAUCCAUAUGGAGGACCCGCUCUUUCCUCUAGUCAGGUACCACCAAUGCCUUAUAAUCACGGGGCACCUCCACUUCCUGCCGUUGAGUCGUUGUCCCAGGCGCACCAUGUGCGACCAAGUCAUCACUCCACUCCGCAGGAUGUAGUCGUCACUCAGUCAGCCGGUCCACCGCCGGCACCUGCACCGCCAAUGCAGAUGACGUCUGUGUCCGGACACACGCUGCCGGCGGACUUGACAUCAGCCGAGUCUCAUGUACUGGGUGCUUCUCAGUCGUACCGUCCUUUGAAUGUAAAGGAUGCUCUAUCGUAUCUCGACCAGGUUAAAAUUCGCUUCAGCGAUCAACCGGAGGUUUAUAAUCGAUUUCUAGAUAUCAUGAAGGACUUCAAAUCUCAAAGCUUGGAUACGCCAGGUGUCAUUGAUCGUGUCUCUACCCUCUUUCGUGAGCAUCCAGAGCUUAUCAGCGGUUUCAACACAUUCUUGCCGCCUGGAUACAAGAUAGAGCCGGGCCCUAAUGGAGACGUGAAAGUGACCACUCCUCGAGAUGCGCCACCUUAUCAUAGUUCUUCUGCUGGUGGUUUGCAGUCGCUCGGUGACAGUGCAACGUCCGUUUCGAAUGGGACAGCUAGCACCAGUAACACUAGUCAACUACCUAGUUACUUUGGAUCGUCUACGGGAAGUUAUGGCAGCAGUGCCAUGGCCAAUCUCCCCAUUUCCCAAUUAGCUCAACAUGCGGCAUCUCCGUCUGUUGCUGCUCAGGGCUACAACGCUGCCAUCGCGAGCGCAUCGAAUAUUAUUAGUUCGAUGCAAUCUCAUGGUGCUUCCGCUCUGCAGCAGUCGUCAUCCAAAGGCGGCGAGCAAGGGGCCAACCGCCGUGCUCCUGUGGAGUUCAAUCAUGCAAUUAACUACGUCAAUAAGAUUAAGAAUCGCUUUUCUACGGAACCUGAAACAUACAAACAGUUUUUGGAGAUCCUGCAAACAUAUCAAAAGGAACAAAAGCCAAUUCAAGAGGUCUAUGCUCAAGUGCAAGUGUUGUUCAAAGGUGCUCCGGAUCUGCUAGACGAAUUCAAGCAGUUUCUUCCCGACAAUAGCAAUAAUCAAGGUCAAAACGGUCUGGCGGCGUUUGGUCGUAGUGGUGGCAUGCCUGUUUUGAGCACAAUGCCGAACGGGAUGGCAGUUACGCAAGUUCAAUCGUCAAGCUCUCAGCGCCUACAGUCCCAACCUGCAGCGGCGGGAGCUAAACAGAAGCAACACAAACGCCCAGCUCCGUCUACGACACCAACGGGCGGUGGUUCCUUGUCCAGCAAUGCAGCCACGAUCCCUUCGGGUCAGAUACCUGUUCCUCCACCAAAGAAAAAAGCUAAAAUGGCUCGGUCAGAAAAACCAGGCACACUGGAAGAGCUGGAGUUCUUUGAUAAAUGCAAAAAAGUCAUCAACAACAAAACGACGUACAAUGAAUUUCUGAAGAUCCUAAACCUAUUCAGUCAGGAAAUUAUUGAGGCCAAAGUUCUUGUUGAACGGGUUGAACCUUUCCUUUCCAAAGCUCCAGAUCUCUUUGAAUGGUUUAAGAGAUUUGUGAAGUAUGAAGACGAUGAAGUCAUUUAUAAUAUUCCUGCGGAGCGCCCAGAGAUCAAUGUGAAUAGCUUGCGCCGUCUUGGACACAGUUACAGGCAACUUCCGUCUGAGAUUCCCCGACCAAAAUGCUCUGGUCGUGACGCCCUCUGCAAAGAGGUACUUAACGACGAGUGGAUUUCCCAUCCUGUCUAUGUGUCGGAAACUGGUUUUGUGAGUCACAAAAAGACACAAUUCGAGGAAGCACUCCACAAGUGCGAAGAAGAGCGAUAUGAAUUUGACAUGAACAUUGAGUCGAAUCUGCACACAAUUGCGCUAUUGGAACCCAUUGCCAAGAAAAUCCAGAACAUGAGCGCCGAGGAGAGGAACCGACUGAGGUAUCCUGAGGGACUUGGAGGGACUUCCAAAACUAUAUACCAAAGAGUCAUAAAAAAGAUAUAUGAUAAAGAACGUGGAGCCGAGAUCAUUGAGGCGCUUCACAACAAUCCAGCUGUCGCGGUGCCCGUUGUGUUGAAGCGCUUGAAACAAAAGGACGAAGAAUGGAAACGGGCUCAGCGUGAAUGGAACAAAGUCUGGCGUGAGAUUGAUUCUAAAAACUAUUAUAAAGCUUUGGAUCAUCAAGGCAUUCACUUCAAAGCUGCUGACAAAAAGAACAUGUCCCACAAAUCGCUCAUUUCGGAAGUGGAAAUGCUCGCUCGGGAGCAGCGCGAGAAAAGAUCGACUCUGCCCAGCAGAUACCAAUUCGAUUUCACAUUCAAAGACCGGAAAAUUUUCCAUGACAUUCGUCGGCUCCUGCGCUUACAGACCGAGGUCGGAUUAUCGCUGAACGAUUCAGAGGCACGCAAGAUGAAAAACUUUUUGCGAGUAUUCGUCGACAGAUUCUUUGACGUCGGUCAUUCCCCUGUGGAACAAGAGGUUGACAGCGAGGACGAGGAAGAAGAUGUGGAUAUGGAUACGGAGGACGACUCGCCUCUUGGGAGCAAUUCGCGAAGCAAGCAGCGGUCCAGCAGCUUGCGUCGAAAUGUCCUUACACGCAAGUCCAACGGCCGUGAUACAGGUGAGGACACCGAUGAAGAUGGCGAUAUCGAGUCAGUAGGCAGCGAAGGAGGACGUGGUCAGGAGGACACUCCUGGGGCAAGUGGAGAUGAGGGCGCAGAUAUGAUGGAUAUGGAUGGAGUCAACGUGGCAAAAGACCGCGAUGACGGUUUCAGUGAAGCGAAGAGAGCCACGUACGUGUUUUACUCGAAUAACGCUUUCUACGUGUUUGUGCGGUUGUAUCAGACGUUGUACUCCAGGCUAGUGAGAAUGAAAGAAUUGUCUCAGGAACUCUCUCAGAACCCGCCAAAAGCCGAUCGGAAAAGUCCGGUUGCCACGGAAUUGGGCUUGCAGAAGGAAGCAAUUGCAGCCUAUGCGAACCUCGAUCGUUAUACUGAGCUCCUUCAGUCAUGUUUCCAUUUCCUUCAAAGCGAUUUAGAGGCAUCCGAGUUUGAGGACAAGGCGCGGAACAUGUUUGGAACAUCUGCUUAUUUGAUUUUCACUGUUGAUAAGCUCUGUCAAGCCAUUACCAAGCAGAUGCUUGCCAUUGUGUCGGAUCAGAAAAAUAUGGAACUUGUCAGCCUCUACUACAAGGAUAGAUCCAAAGUUGGUACCAGCGCGCGUCAGGAAGCAAUGUACAGAAUCAACUCGGAGUCCUUGAUUCAGGACGACAACAUUUAUCGAAUGGAAUAUUUCAUUGGUGAAAAGGUCCUAACCAUUCAGCUCCUCGGAAAGGACGAUCAUAUUUCAGACGACUCGAUCAGCCAUGAAGACAAAUGGUCACUCUACGUAGACCACUUUGUCCAACUUCACUCCACGGAGGGUCUCCGAUCUAAUCGUCGUGAACCUUUCCUUAAACGUAACCUCCCUACCCAAGUUCCUGAUACCCCACCCACAAAUAUCGAAACCCGCUCCGGACUUGAAAUGAAAAUCUGCGUGAAUACGUACAAGGUCUUUUUUGUAGACCAUACCGAGGAUUAUUUCUCAAGGAGACGCUCAGGUGGAGCAGAGAUUUCAAGGACGGAAGCCGAUGGCCAACGAAAAAGAUUUCAAAAGUUCCGAUCAUGGCUUGACGGUCCUUUGGGAUGGAAACGUGGCCUGAACGCAGAGGACAUUAAAGGGGCGGAAAAGGACUUUACAGAUUGGCUCACUGGGAGCGGUGAAAAGAUGUUGACGAGUCAAAAGGUUGCUGGUGACAACCACGACUUUUCGCUCUGGGACGGCGUACCUAGAAGUGAAACAGGAAUGAUGGAAGGGAUUAUGAAAGAGGGAGAGAUUGUAUGAGAUCAGUCUUUUAAAAACAUCAAGUGCUCGAUUUUGGAUGUGCGAUGAUUCUCUAGCUCUCAUUCUUUGGCCUAUUGAACAUGGCAAGAAUGAUGUGUCCCUAUGAGACAACUCUACGCCAUAUAUUUUGGGUAUAUAGACGGUCCAUCGGUGGUGUUUGAAAAGGGGGAGUAUGCUGCCCAAUUUCGAUUUGGGGAGGUAAAAUGGGGUAUGCAAAAUUGGGUACCUUUUGUUACGACUCUGUCGUUUCUCUAGUCCCUUCAGUAUUUUGCUUGUUUUAGGAGAAAAUUGUACGAAGAGUUUUUCUUUAUAAUGUUUAUGUCGUUGAUGAAUGCCUGC